This is a messenger RNA of Salvelinus fontinalis (brook trout), 3855 nucleotides long. RefSeq names its product striatin-like. Gene Ontology annotation, cellular component: dendrite. The record is from RefSeq and is a predicted model, not a curated record. Lineage: Eukaryota; Metazoa; Chordata; Actinopteri; Salmoniformes; Salmonidae. Gene Ontology annotation, molecular function: protein phosphatase 2A binding; protein-containing complex binding; armadillo repeat domain binding. The transcript has 17 exons. Bases 190 to 2535 code for a protein of 781 amino acids.
AGCUGUCAGAAAGUGCGCGCCCAGUAUCCUCCAGAGCGGAGAAGCGAGAGCGGUCUGUCGAUGUACCCGUAGUUUGUUUCUGCUCUUCACUUCAGAUCACUUACCGUAGCUAAGCUAUAUCUAGACCUCACGAAGGAGCAAGGACACAAAAGAGGAGAUAUCCGUUCGUGACCUGAACCGAGCCCGGCCAUGGACGAACAGGCAGGGCCCGGAGUUUUCUUCAACAACAACAACUCGAUCUUAGCCGGUGUGGGGAAGGUACUGCUGCCGGAGGGGGGUGUAGGGGAGGCGGCGAGGGCUCCUUACAGUAUCCCGGGGAUCCUACACUUCCUGCAACACGAAUGGGCUCGCUUCGAGGUGGAGAGGGCUCAAUGGGAGGUGGAGCGCGCCGAAUUGCAGGCUCAGAUUGCGUUCCUCCAGGGAGAGCGGAAAGGACAGGAGAACCUGAAGAAGGACCUGGUUAGGAGAAUCAAGAUGCUGGAAUACGCUCUCAAACAGGAGAGGGCCAAGUACCACAAGUUAAAAUAUGGAACAGAGUUGAACCAAGGAGACAUGAAGCCUCCCAGCUAUGACUCUGAUGCGGUGAAUGAGAAUGAGACCCCUGGCUCCCUGAACAACCAGUUGUCCUGGAAACAGGGUCGACAGCUCCUCAGACAGUACCUCCAGGAGGUGGGUUACACCGACACCAUCUUGGAUGUAAAGUCUCAGAGGGUGAAAACCCUGCUGGCUAUGGCUGGAGACGGAGGGGGUAGACCUGGGGAGAGGACGGGGUCAGAGACCCCCCUGGUUAACGGGACAGACGGCGUAUCUAAAGGCACUGGAGGACGGAAGACGGAGGUGUCAGAGUCCAGUGCUGUGCUGGACUCAUUCAGGUUCUACUGUGAUGAAGACGAUGAUGAAGAUGGUGCAGGGUUGGAUCUGACUAUCAUGGAACAGACAGGACCUACGGGGACCAUGGUGAGGAAGAAGCCACCAUCGUCAUCAUCACCGGCCCUGUCCCUCAGUAUGGACACUAGUGAGGACCCGGACGCAGAGGACGCACUGAAAGGCUUCGACUUCCUGUCUAGCCCUGACAAUAUGGACACAUCGCCUGAGUCCCGCAGCGCUGGGGACGGGACCGACUGGGAGAAGGAGGAGCAGUCUGCCAUGUCAGAGGCCUGGGACGUGGACCAGGGUUUGAUAACCAAACUCAAGGAGGAGUACAGGAAGGAGCGCAAGGGGAAGAAAGGGGGAAAGAGACCUAACCGGUCUAAGCUCCAGGACAUGCUGGCCAACCUGAGGGACCAAGAGGACAUGAGUCCCAGAGAACCCUCUUCCCCCCAGGCCCGCUCCAACGCACCCAGGCUCAACGAGCAGCACCAGGACAACCGCACGGACGAAGUGGAGGCGCUGACGUUCCCUCCCUCCUCAGGAAAGUCCUUCAUAAUGGGUCCUGAUGAGAACAUGGAGGCUGAACUGGGACUGGGACUGGGGGAGCUGGCUGGUCUUACCGUCGCCAACGAGGCUGAUAGCUUGGCGUACGACAUGUCCAACAACAAGGGUACCCUGAGGAGGACGUGGAACCCCAAGUUGACCCUGCGGAGCCACUUUGACGGGAUCCGAGGUUUGGCGUUCCACCCCGUAGAACCGGUUCUGGUCACCGCCUCAGAGGACCACACGCUGAAGAUGUGGAACCUGCAGAAGACUGCCCCCGCCAAGAAGAAUGCCUCUGUAGAUGUGGAACCCAUGUACACGUUCAGGGCCCACCAGAGUGCAGUGCUGUGUGUUGUGAUGAGCAGUACAGGAGAGCAGUGUUUCAGUGGAGGGCUGGACGGGACCAUUCAGAGCUGGAACACGCCGAACCCUAACCUCGACCCAUACGAUUCAUACGAGCCGUCUGUCCUGCGUGGGGCGCUGUGUGGUCAUACUGACUCGGUGUGGGGUCUGGUGUACAGUGGUGUUCAUCAGAGACUCCUGUCUUGUUCUGGAGAUGGCAGCGUCAGGCUGUGGGACGCCUCCAGUACCAAGCCUGCCCUGGCCACCUUCCACAAUACAGAAUUUGGCGUGCCGUCCUCAGUGGACCUGGUCUGCAGCGACCCCGCCCACAUGGUGACAUCGUUCACCAGCGGUCAGAUUGGCCUGUUCAACAUGGAGACACAGCAACUGGUGCUCAGCCUGGAGUCUGCUGCAGAGACGGGUACCCGCUGUCCGAUCAACAAGGUGCUGAGUCACCCCACCCUCCCCAUCACCAUCACCGCUGAAGAGGACAGACACAUCAAGUUUUUCGACAACAACACAGGAAAGCUGAUCCACUCAAUGGUGGCCCAUCUGGAUGCCGUUACCAGUCUAGCUGUCGACCCCAACGGGCUCUAUCUGAUGUCUGGCAGUCAUGACUGCUCUAUUCGUCUGUGGAACCUGGAAACUAAGACGUGUAUCCAGGAGUUUACAGCUCACAGGAAGAAGAAUGAUGAGUCUAUCCAUGACGUGGCCUUCCACCCCUCUAAGGCCUACAUCGCCUCCGCCGGGGCAGACGCUCUCGCCAAGGUGUUCGUAUGACGAGGACCAAUCAGCCCACAGACACAGCCUCCCAGCACCAGGGAUCAAUAGAGACACAGGAGGGGCGGGACCUUAAGAAACGGGCGUGUGAGGUUCCACGCAGACUUUCCCUCACACAUAUCACCUCUCACACUACUGGUUCCCUGUUUUGACUGGUGGAUGAUGCAGCCAAUAGCCACUUCCAAGCCCCAGACUUCUAGGCCCGCCUCCAGGGGGAUAGGGCCAGGGCUGUGGUUGGCUCAGAGGUCUGUUAGGGGAACUGCGAUUGGGCACAAGACUUCCUCAUCCCUGUGCAAUCCAGGCAGGCCCCUUGGGUAUGACCGGCCACAGAGACCCUCUUUCUUCGAAUCCGGGGGCCAAUGAACACCCACACAGACUGAUACUAUUGUCUUAUGCUCUGUCUUCCCUUCACAGCUAGCGAGGGCGUUGAAGACAGACAGCUGUUUUUAUAGUGUAGACUCCCUAGAGAAGGUGGAGCACCAUGCCCUACCCCCUCCUCAUGUCGUCAUGCCCAUUAACCAGAACUCCAAGCCCCCCCCCCCCCAUUUCCCCAAUCUGUAGGCCCAAACUUCUCCCCUCAGAUCAGGGUAGACUGUCUGCUCCUUGGUCCCUCCUCUCCUUCUCCCUCCAAGUCAGACUUCUCCCCUCAGAUCAGGGUAGACUGUCUGCUCCUUGGUCCCUCCUCUCCUUCUCCCUCCAAGUCAGACUUCUCCCCUCAGAUCAGGGUAGACUGUCUGCUCCUUGGUUCCUCCUCUCCUUCUCCUCCAAGUCAGACUUCUCCCCUCAGAUCAGGGUAGACUGUCUGCUCCUUGGUUCCUCCUCUCCUUCUCCUCCAAGUCAGACUUUUCCCCUCAGAUCAGGGUAGACUGUCUGCUCCUUGGUCCCUCCUCUCCUUCUCCUCCAAGUCAGUUUCAGUGAUGGAGAUGCAUCUCACUUUUCCCCUUCUGCUUCCAAGGCUGACUGCCCAGUCUCUGCCCACCCGCCAGCCAGCCAGUUUCUCUCUAUGCUUUCCUUUUAAAAAUACUUAUUGAAAAAUGUGCCUUUGCUUUAAAAAAAAUAAAUUAAAAAAAUAAGGUCUUGAAACAAAAGUUAAUUUACAGAGCAUCUGUUUUUGCGUGGGGGGGCGAGGGGAGGGGGAGGGGGGGACAGAGUUGAUAGGGAAAGGUUGUCACGAUGGUGUCCAUUUUAACAAAAAAUAUUGGAUGUAGAAUUUCAAAUACUUAUAAUAAACAAAAUAUAUAUUAAGUCUUAAAACUGACUGUGCUGAAGUGAGUUUGAGUGCUCAUUUUUUUUUAAAUAAAAAGCAUGGGUGGAAAUAAG